Messenger RNA from Phasianus colchicus (ring-necked pheasant), 3399 nucleotides. RefSeq names its product protein tyrosine phosphatase receptor type N (gene PTPRN). NCBI's taxonomy places the organism in Eukaryota, Metazoa, Chordata, Aves, Galliformes, Phasianidae. Gene Ontology annotation, biological process: insulin secretion involved in cellular response to glucose stimulus; protein dephosphorylation; regulation of secretion. Gene Ontology annotation, cellular component: secretory granule; synapse. The record is from RefSeq and is a predicted model, not a curated record. Gene Ontology annotation, molecular function: protein tyrosine phosphatase activity.
GCGGCCGGUGGGUGCGCCAUGGUGCGGCCGUGAGCGGAGCAUGGGGCGGCGGCUGCUCCGGGCGCUCCUCUGCCUCCUCCUCGUGGCCGGCCGCGGGCUGCUGCGGGUCGGAGGCGCCACCGCCGCGCACGGCUGUCUGUUUGACCGGAGGUUGUGCUCCCCGCAGGAGGUGUGUGUGCAGGAUGGGCUGUUCGGGCAGUGUCAGGUGGGCUCGGUGCAGGACAGGCCCCACUUUCAGGUCACCUCCCCCGUGCUGCAGCGCCUACAGGAUGUCCUGCGGCACCUCAUGGCACAAGGGCUCUCGUGGCAGGAUGGCAUCACACAGUAUGUAAUCUCACAGGAGAUGGAGCGCAUCCCCCGCCUCCGCCCACCAUCCUCACUGGAGCCCUCACCCAGGGACAGGUCCCUGCCUGUGCGCAGCUCCCCCCGGCGCACCUCACUGCCCAUGGCCCCCAGCCUGCCUGCAACCCAGCAUUUGGGGCAGCCCCCACAGCUGCUGCCCUCAGGCCUGGCUCAGCGCUACCUGGAACACCUGCUGCUGCCCCCACCACCCCAACUGGGCUACGAGGAGGCUCUGCUGCAUCCCUACUCCUACCACAAGUUUGGCUACCAGGAUACCACACACCAGCUCCCAGGUGGCUCGGCCAGGCAGGGCCCUGAUGCUGCCUCACUGCUGGUCCGCGGCCUGUAUGGGGCUGGCCCCAUGCCCUCUUACAGCGGGCAGCCGGGGGCAGAAGGUGGGCACCUCUUCCAGGAUCUGGGCCUGCUUGCACUGCCCAGGGAGAAAGCUGCUCGCAUGGACCUGGCCACCAGACCCCUGCAUAGUGUGCGGCUCCCAGGUGACUACAGGGAUGUGGGGCAGCAGGAUCAGGCAUCAGCUGUGGCUGCCCGGCCAUCCCCUGCACAGACAGAUGCCUCCCUGAAGAGACUGGCCUCCCUGCUGGCUAGCUACGGGCUGGGGCUGCCUGAGCUCAGUCCCCAGCAGCUCAGCAGUCUCUCUGCCCUUCUGCAGCUGCUGCAGAGCUCCAGUGCUGCCAGCCCUGAAGCACCCACAGCAAAGCAGCUCAGUGCUCAGCAGGGAGCUGCUGGGCCACAGGUGUCAGAGGGGGACAUGCAGCAUGGAGAGGAGCCAGUGCCACCCUCCUCCACGGUGCCAUCUCCCAGGGUCACAGCCAGCAGUGCCCCAGCACAGGGGCUGGGGGGCCGGGCAGCCACCUCACCAGCCCCCCAGGCCCAGCCACAGAUGGGGCAUGGAGGGGACAAGACGAUGGCGGUGGAGAAGAAGAGCUACACAGAGGUGAAGGACGGUGGUGGGACGCAGCGGGGCACACGGCCACCCGAUGAGUAUGGCUACAUCAUCACGGACCAGAAGCCGCUGGGGCUGGCUGCUGGCGUGCGGCUGCUGGAGCUCCUGGCCAAGCGUGUGCACCUCUCCACCACCAGCUUCAUCAACAUCAGUGUCGUGGGGCCCGCGCUCACCUUCCGUGUGCGGCACAACGCCCAGAACCUCUCGCUGGCAGAUGUGGCCAGCCGGGCUGAGCAAAUGAAGGCAGAGCUGGAGGCUGAGCUGGGCCUGAAGAUUGUGCAGACGGGAGUGGGAGAGCGGAACGAGGCGGCUGUGUACCCACGCCCCUCUCACUUUGGGGACGGCUUCCACUCGGUGCUGCUCACCUUCAUCGCUCUGGCCUGCGUGGCUGGUGUCUCCAUUGCAGCCGCUGCAGCCUUCUGCCUCCGGCAGCACGCCAAGCAGAGGGAGAAGGAGCGCCUGGCCGCCCUGGGGCCCGAGGGGGCCGCCGACACCACCUUGGAGUACCAGGAGCUGUGCCGCCAGCACAUGGCCACCAAGUCGCUCUUUGGCCGUGCCGAGGCCCCUGCAGCACCAGCAGAUACGUCGCGAGUGAGCAGCGUCUCGUCACAGUUCAGCGAUGCCCCACAGCCCAGUCCCAGCUCACACAGCAGCACGCCGUCCUGGUGCGAGGAGCCUGUCCAGUCCAACAUGGACAUCUCCACUGGGCACAUGAUCUUGGCGUACAUGGAGGACCACCUCCGCAACAGGGAUCGGCUGGCCAAGGAGUGGCAGGCGCUCUGUGCCUACCAGGCUGAGCCCAGCAUCUGCUCUGUUGCCCAAAGCGAAGCCAAUCUGAAGAAGAAUCGCAACCCAGACUACGUGCCCUAUGACCAUGUGAGGAUCAAACUGAAAGCUGAGAGCAACCCGUCCCGCAGCGACUUCAUCAAUGCAAGCCCGAUUAUCGAGCACGACCCGCGGAUGCCGGCUUACAUCGCCACGCAGGGGCCAUUGUCCCACACCAUCGCUGACUUCUGGCAGAUGGUGUGGGAGCACGGCUGCACCGUCAUCGUCAUGUUGAGCCCGCUGGCUGAGGACAGCGUCAAGCAGUGCGACCGCUACUGGCCGGACGAAGGCUCCUCGCUGUACCACAUCUACGAGGUGAACCUGGUGUCGGAGCACAUCUGGUGCGAGGACUUCCUGGUGCGCAGCUUCUACCUGAAGAACGUGCAGUCUCAGGAGACCCGCACCCUGACGCAGUUCCACUUCCUCAGCUGGCCGGCCGAGGGCAUCCCCGCCACCACCCGGCCCCUCCUCGACUUCCGCAGGAAGGUGAACAAGUGCUACCGGGGCCGCUCCUGCCCUAUCAUUGUGCACUGCAGUGACGGCGCAGGCAGGACCGGGACCUACAUCCUCGUCGACAUGGUCCUGAACCGCAUGGCCAAAGGUGUGAAGGAGAUUGACAUCGCUGCGACGCUGGAGCACAUCCGCGACCAGCGGCCCGGCAUGGUGCAGACCAAGGACCAGUUUGAGUUCGCUCUGACCGCCGUGGCUGAGGAGGUGAACGCCAUCCUGAAGGCUCUGCCGCAGUGAUGGCGAGGAUCCCCCGCCCUUCCCUCUCGUUUCCCUGCCGUCCCCCCGCCCUCUGGCUUCGAGCGCGCUCCUGGCCCUGUAAAUGCUGUCUGUGCUGCUGGCUCUGUUUUUUUCCCACCCUUCUCCUUGGGCUGCAGGGCUCAGCCCUUUGCGUGCCCCGUGGCGUGCAGCCCCUUUGCUCCCGCUACUGCAGUGGAGCGCGGGCUCUUGUCCCCUGCGGCGGAGGGGGAGGGCAGUGAUGCUGGGAGAGUGGCCGUGGGGAUCCCCCGGCCGCUCUCCCACCCCUGUCCCUGUGCCCAAGCGGGGACAGGAGUGGGCGGGAUCCUGGCCCUGCCCUGUCUCCUCUGUGUCACCCCCCCACCUUGUCACUCAAGCAGAAGAGAAAUUUCUAGAGAAAUAUAAUUUUGUAUCUUGAUGUGAAUAAAGUUCUCGUGUCAUGUUUGUGCAGCUGCAGCUGGGCCUGGCCUCUCUCUGUGUCCACGGGAAGGGGGACGUGGUGGUGGCAGCAUCCCGUGGAGCCU